Molecule: messenger RNA, 965 nt
Organism: Dreissena polymorpha
Lineage: Eukaryota; Metazoa; Mollusca; Bivalvia; Myida; Dreissenidae
Product: C-type lectin domain family 10 member A-like
Exons: 6
Coding region: 37-864 (275 amino acids)
Source: RefSeq, a predicted model, not a curated record
ACAUUUCAAAUCUGCAUCACAGAUUUAACAGCUCAGAUGCCUGCCUGUCUGAUUGUAAGCCAGUUCUCGUCGCUCCGUCAAAAAGGAAUCAUGCUACGUGUCGGUGCGGUGUUUUUGUUGUUUUUGGUGGUGUCCCUGGGCGCCUCUCUUGAACCCAGAUACAGGUCCGAGUUCACGUACGAUGAACAGCUUCUGGAGAAGAUGAUCCGCAUGGAGGCAGAAAUGGACAAGUGGGAGACACGGAUGAAUGAGCAACUCGGACAGCUAACGAGCUUACGGGAACACAUUGACCAUCUGAUGAAGACCGAGGAUUCGUGUCUGAAGCUCAUACAGGAGGCGUUUUUGGAAUCCCGUAACAACCUGACGGCACUGCAGUCCCGAACUGAUGGCCUAGCACAGCAGCUCACAGAAAAAAUGAAAAAAGGUAGUGUAUCGUAUUAUACGACGUGCAAAGAUGGAUGGAUUCCAUGCAAGGGUUCCUGCUACUUAUUUUCUGCGGUCGGAACGGCAUUUACAGACGCGGAGCAAUAUUGUCGACAACACGAAAACAGUCAUCUUGUCCACGUAGACGAUGCCUGUGAAAACGAGUUUUUGAAAGACCGAAUGCGCUUGUUCAAAGAGUUUCACUGGUGGGUCGGAAUAAAGGAUGAAGAUAAAGAGGGAGUCUGGAAAUGGUUCGACACUGAUGAAGUGGCAACAUUUACUGACUUCAAGCCGGGCGAUGGAGGCGACCAUAACACGGAGGACUGUGCAAUGUUUUACCCUAUUUAUGGUUACCAAUGGGCCGAUUGCUCCUGUUCUUCCGAUCGAGGUGUGCUGUGUGAAGCCAGAGGGCACGAAGAGGCAUCAGUAAUCGGAUGUUGAGCGACAUGCACUGAAACAGACAGUACUAAACUUGUAUUCCAACUGUAAGGUUCCCUGUUGAUUAUAUUUGACUUUUAUUUUAAAUAAACACUAUUGGCUUU